Molecule: messenger RNA, 2790 nt
Organism: Saprolegnia parasitica CBS 223.65
Lineage: Eukaryota; Oomycota; Saprolegniomycetes; Saprolegniales; Saprolegniaceae
Exons: 1
Coding region: 34-2754 (906 amino acids)
Biological process (GO): maturation of SSU-rRNA
Cellular component (GO): Pwp2p-containing subcomplex of 90S preribosome; small-subunit processome
Molecular function (GO): protein binding; snoRNA binding
Source: RefSeq, a predicted model, not a curated record
UGCUUGCAGUGUGAACUUGCGAAGCGACGCGCUAUGAAGAGCUACCUCAAGUACGCACCGGAAGCCGCCUUUGGCGUCAUUGCGAGCCCGGGCGCGCCGGUCGUCUAUGACCUCACGGGCCAGCUCGCUAUCUGCGGCGCGCUCAAGAACGUCAUUGUGUGGAACAUCCGCACGGGCACGCAGGUGCGUGUGCUCAAGGCCGACACGGAGAACGACACGGCGGGCCAAGUCACCGCGCUGCGCCUGAGCAUCGAUGGCGCCUUUGUCGCGGUCGGCUACUCGACGGGCAUCAUUCGCAUCUUCAAGCUUAGCAACGGCAACGUCGAGGUGACGCUCGAUGGCCACAAGAACGCGAUCGAGUGCUUGGCCUUUGGCGAAGGCGGCGCGCUCCUCGCAUCGGGCUCGCGCGACACGGACAUCAUCGUGUGGGACGUCGUGAGUCAGUCGGGCUUGUACCGCCUGCGGGGCCACAAGGACGCGGUCACGUCCGUGGGCUUUGUCGAGAACCAGCGAUCGCUGCUCUCGACCUCCAAGGACUCGCUCCUCAAGGUGUGGGACCUCGAUACACAGCACUGCGUCCAGACGUGCGUCGACCACCGCAACGAGGUCUGGUCGCUCGACAUGCAAAAAAGCACGCGGCGCAUCCUCACGGGCGCAUCCGACAACAAGCUCCGCGUCUACGGCGUCAACGAAGGCGACGACGUGGGCGACAAGCGCAUCUCGCUGCUCGGCACGAUCCAGCGCUCGACCCACGACCGCGCCAUGCACGUCGCGUACAACAGCCAUGGCACGCUGCUGGGUUGCCAGGGCGCGGGCAAGACCAUUGAGAUCUUCCGUCUCCGGUCGGCCGACGAGCAAAAGAAGAAGGCACAGCGUCGCCUCAAGCGUGCGCGUGAAAAGGCCCGCAAGAAGGAAGCGGCGGACGGCAAGCCGGGCUUGUCCAUCCCGGCCGUCGAGGCUGACAAUGACAACGACAAAGAGGACGACGACGACGACGACGCCAACCCGAUCGCGAACGAGGUCGAGCUCCUCUGCAUCAUCCGCUGCAGCGCCAAGGUCCGGUCGUUCGCCUUCUCGCCCGACGUCGCCAAGGACGGCACAACCUCCGUGCUCGUCUCGCUCCACAACAACGCGAUCGAGACGUAUGCGCUGACGCCGUCGGCCGAGUCGAUGGACGCGCGCUUCGCCAAAGUGCACGCGGUGACGCUGCCCGGGCACCGGUCGGACGUGCGCCAAGUCAACAUUUCGUCCGACGACCAGCUCGUGCUCAGUGUCUCGUCCGCGUCCGUCAAGGUCUGGAACGCGCGCUCGAUGCAGUGCGUCCGGACGCUCACGGACUUUUCAUUGGCGCUCUCGGCCGUCUUUGCGCCGGGCAAUCUGCACGUCGUCGUUGGCACCAAGGCCGGCGAGCUCCUCCUCUUUGAACUCGCGUCGGGCGAGUGCAUUUGGAAAAAGACGGACGCGCAUGCGGGUGCCAUUUGGUCGAUCGACGUGCGGCCGGACGGAAAGGGCCUCGCGACGGGCGGCGCCGACCACAUGGUCAACUUUUGGGAGUUUGAAAUGGCGGCGCAAUCCAAUGGCGGGAGCCUCAAGCUCGGCCUCGCGCACGUCCGCAUGCUCAAAAUGUCGGACGACGUGCUCUGCGUCAAGUUUAGCCACUCGAGCGACCCGCGCAAGCUCCUCGUCGCGGUCGCGCUCCUCGACUGCACGGUCAAGGUGUUUUACGACGACUCGCUCAAGUUCUUUCUGUCGCUCUACGGCCACAAGCUGCCGGUGAUGGCGAUGGACAUCUCGACCGACGACACGCUGCUCGUGACCGCGUCCGCGGACAAGAACGUCAAGCUCUGGGGCCUCGACUUUGGCGACUGCCACAAGUCGCUCUUCGCCCACGACGAGGCGAUCAUGGGCAUCUGCUUCGUGCCGCGGACGCACUUUUUCUUCACGUGCGCCAAAGACAAGUGCGUCUCGUACUGGGACGGCGACCACUUUGAGCGCAUCCUCAAGCUCGAGAACAACCACUUUGGCGAAGUGUGGGCGAUCGCCGUCGCGCGCGACGGGUCGUUUGUCAUCUCGGCGUCGCAGGAUCGGUCGCUCGUCAAGUACGCGCGCUCGGACGACCAAGUCUUUAUCGAAGAAGAAAAGGAGAAGGAGCUCGAAGCCAUGUUUGAAGCCGACUUGAACCCGAGCAACAAUAGCGCGCCGACGCUGAACGGCGCCAGCACGGUCGUCGAAGCCGAGUCGGCGACCGCGACCAAGAAGACGAUCCAGACCGUCAAGAGCGGCGAGCGCCUCAUUGAGGCCAUUGACUUGGCCGAGCACGAAGCCAAAUCCGCGACGCCCGGCGGCAACAUCCUCCUCCUCGGCUUCUCGCCGCUCAAGUAUGUGCUCCGGAGUCUCCGCGAGAUCCGCGCGCAGGACCUCGAGGAGGCGCUGCUCGUGCUGCCGUUCGACUAUGUUCAGAAGCUCAUCAAGUACCUGCUGCAGCUCAUUGCGGCCGAGCUCGAGGUGGAGCUCUGCUGCAACAGCAUUCUCUUCCUCGUCAAAGUCCACCACAACCAGAUUGUGGCCAACGCGUCGCUCCUCGGCGAGCUCGACACGCUGUGGCACUCGCUGCGAACGAACCUCGUCUCGGCCAAGAACCAGAUCGGCUUCAACCUCGCUGGCAUGAAGUACAUCAAACGCCAAGUCGAGGCCAACAAGACGGGCUACUUUGAGGAGCCGCCGGCCAAGAAGACCAAGAAGGUGACCAAGUAACACCCGCAAUCCAAUAUACUUUAUACGUACACGCCA